Penicillium odoratum is the source of this 978-nucleotide messenger RNA. RefSeq lists its product as uncharacterized. The transcript has a single exon. Gene Ontology annotation, molecular function: carbon-sulfur lyase activity. NCBI's taxonomy places the organism in Eukaryota, Fungi, Ascomycota, Eurotiomycetes, Eurotiales, Aspergillaceae. The record is from RefSeq and is a predicted model, not a curated record. Bases 1 to 978 code for a protein of 325 amino acids.
AUGCCGGAUUCUCCAAAUUCUUCCACCUCUUUUGUGGAACGUACGGGAACACGUCGUUCAAGAAAGGGUGUAUCAGAGGAACAGAAACAAGCUGUGCGCGCCUAUUGGGCCAAUUCUGACCCGCGUCCUACGCAAAGAGACUGUGUUGUUUGGUUUCAGACCAAGUAUAAUCGUUCAAUUACCCGCUCAACUAUAUCAAGGAUCCUUUCGUCCAAAUAUGCGCAUCUUGAUACCGGUCCUGCGACUCCCAGUAUGCGCAGAUCAUCCUCUCAAUGGCCUAUAUUAGAUCAAAAGCUUGUGGAAUGGUUAGAGAGGUAUACUGCUUCUGGAAAGCGGGCGAACCAGGCUUUAAUUCAAUACAAAGCAGCCACAUACUGGGGCCAAAUACCCGAAUACCAAGAUCUACCAAAGCCCGCUUUCUCCGAGGGUUGGGUACACCGAUUUAAAAAUCGCCAUUCUGUUACCUUCUCGCGUGGAGCUCCUACCCCAGAUCGGAACCGCAUAAGUACCAAAAUGGGAAUGAUGGCACGUUGCCAGUGCUACAAGGUGCAGUUCAUAACACCAACAGACAAACCACUCGCACUUUACGCAUGCCACUGCACCGAAUGCCGCCACCAAAGCUCUGCUGCCUUUGGCAUCACAGCCGUUUUUCCUUACUUUGAGCUUCCAGAGACUACGUCCGAAUAUAUUGGAAGCUACACUCGCAACACGCUCACAGGGAGGCAUAUGGAAUGUCUUUUUUGCAAGAGCUGUGGUUCUCGAUUGCUGCAUCGCUUCCGUGAUGCGAUACCUAGGCCUGGCGAAAAACCAAACCCUUUUUCAACUACCAACGUCAAGAGUGGUUGUCUUGAGGGAUUGGACAAGGAAAUGAUGAAGGGAAUUGUUCAUAUAUGGACUAAACAUGCGAUCGUGGAGAUUCCCGAAGGCGUGGAGCAGUGGGAGGAAGCGCCGCCAGUUGCGAAUCCCCUGGAACGUUGA